AUGCUCGACAUCCUGGUAGUCGCUCCUCUUCCGACCGUUCGGACGGCAGACAAAGUUCCUGCAAAAACAAAAAUCGAUGUGGAGAAAUUCGACGAAAAUUUCCCCGAACUUUGGUUUAGGCGUCUCGAAGUUCAAUUCGAGGCCGCAAGCAUCGUCAAAAGUGGAUCCCGUUUCGCUGAACUCCUUCGAUUCCUGGAGAAACGCCAUUCGUUGGCAAUCGCAGCCGUUUUGGACGACGCCAACCCGGAAUAUCGAUACGAGGAGGCUAAGAAAACUCUCUUGUCACUUUUCCAGAAAGACAAGCCGACGAGAAUCGCUUCCAUCUUGGGAGAGAAGCUGGGAGAUGGCGAGAAUUUCGCAGACAUAAGAGCACGCAUUUCUCCUCGAGUUGACGACCUGAACGUAGACGAUUUCGUUAAGUUUGUACUUUUCCGAGAGGCUCCGAGGAAUCUGGCAACUCACCUUGCCACGAAGUUUGACGAACUGUCCUUGACGGAUUUUCAACGCGCAGCAGAUCAGCUACUUGCUGAUGAGAGACGUCGGAACGGAUCGUCUUCCGUAGGAGCGGUUCAGGUGCAGGCGAAGUCAUCCUCGAGCAGAAAGAACAAAAAGAAAACGUGGAACUCAGGCAUGGAAAAAUCCCAGAAAGACCCUCAAGCUAGGGGAGAG
This is a messenger RNA of Paramuricea clavata, 669 nucleotides long. Lineage: Eukaryota; Metazoa; Cnidaria; Anthozoa; Malacalcyonacea; Plexauridae. The record is from the annotation of a GenBank genome assembly.